Molecule: messenger RNA, 657 nt
Organism: Cyclocybe aegerita
Lineage: Eukaryota; Fungi; Basidiomycota; Agaricomycetes; Agaricales; Hemipholiotaceae
Source: the annotation of a GenBank genome assembly
AUGGCUGAAUUUUUGGACGGUGUUUGGGAACUGGUGGCUUUGGGGUUCAUGCUCGACCUCGAUAGUCAACCCGCCUCGAUUCGAUCCAACGGAAUCAAAAAGAAAGAAGUGAGGCAGAACCUCGUAUGUCACGUCCGACUCGCACCUGCGGCCCACGCAGGAGGACUUUCAUUCACUGAGACGAUCCGUCGGGUAAUCAGGCAGCAAGUAACUCAAUUCUCUACAGACUACACGUGGAGGAACUCGACUCGAGUUCAACGCGGGCAUCUACGAUCCUUCGACAUCAAUCACGCCAACAACCACCAUCAUAAAUUGGAUACAAACUAUGCUCAAACGAUUCGAUCAACCGUGACGUACUUUCCAACAAUUUCGCUGCCGACACCCUCUUCGUCAACCUCUGGGACGUCGGCCUUAAAUUGUCUACGAAAGACCCCUAGUCUCAAGCUUCACGGCGGGAAGAAUCUGGAUUUUUCAAUAAGAUCGACCAACGCCCCGAGUGCCGCUCAAUUCCGACUACCCACAAACGUUUUCCAGCAGAUUGUCAGCAAGUACGACGGUGUUCAGGUCGUUGCAAUUCCCGCCCUUGCUUUUGCAGAGCGGUUUCCUCACGUCUUGGUCAAGAUCAUGUGUAAUCUGAGGGCGGAGUAUCUCGAGUAA